Molecule: messenger RNA, 3144 nt
Organism: Rhineura floridana
Lineage: Eukaryota; Metazoa; Chordata; Lepidosauria; Squamata; Rhineuridae
Gene: ABLIM2
Product: actin binding LIM protein family member 2
Exons: 21
Coding region: 310-2238 (642 amino acids)
Biological process (GO): lamellipodium assembly; cytoskeleton organization
Cellular component (GO): actin cytoskeleton
Molecular function (GO): actin filament binding
Source: RefSeq, a predicted model, not a curated record
UCGGCCCUAGCGGGCUGCAGCGCUCACAGCGAGCGUGGGCGCCACUGUAAACCGAGGGGCGGAGGUACUGUCCGCCUGCCCCGGCAGCCUCCCCACACGCUCCGCCCCCGGCGCCAGAGAGCUCGAACGGCAGUCGCGUUGAAGCGCCAGGCUAACCGGUGGGAGGAGGACGCCGGAGGUCGACGUGUGCUUCCCAGCCUUGCAGGAGAGCCUCGGCUUCAGCUUCUCCCGCUGUGUAACAGGUGUCAGGGCAUGGCUGCCCCGUCAGCCCGAGCCAGCACCCCUCACUGAAGGCCGAAGAUUCGCAGAAUGAGCACCGACACAGCUUCUCAACCACAGGCUGUGCACAGCCACUUGGAGAAGCCUUCUGGUGCUGCAGUCCUCUGCAAUAAUUGUGGAAAUCCAUGCAAAGGAGAAGUGCUAAGAGUGCAAAAGAAGUAUUUCCAUAUUAAGUGUUUUGUUUGCAAAGCAUGUGGAUGUGACUUGGCUCAAGGAGGAUUUUUUGUAAGACAAGGAGACUAUAUCUGUACUUUGGACUAUCAACGACUCUAUGGCACACGGUGCUUCAGCUGUGAUCAGUUUAUUGAGGGAGAAGUGGUUUCAGCACUGGGGAAAACCUAUCAUCCAAAUUGUUUUGUGUGUGUAGUUUGCAGACAGCCUUUUCCUCCUGGGGAUCGUGUAACUUUCAAUGGCAAAGACUGUGUCUGUCAAAAAUGUUCUCUGCCACCGACUGGUAGCAAUAGCAAUUUUCCAGUCCUCCGAAAUUGUGGGGACUGUGGCUCUGAAAUUAAAAAUGGACAGUCUUUGGUAGCUUUGGACAAGCAUUGGCACUUGACCUGUUUUAAGUGCAAGAUAUGUGGCAAACUUCUGAAUGCUGAAUAUAUCAGCAAAGAUGGUGUUCCAUACUGUGAAAUGGACUAUCAUGCUAAAUUUGGAAUAAGAUGUGACAACUGUGAAAAGUACAUCACAGGAAGAGUUCUGGAGGCAGGAGAAAAACACUAUCACCCAACUUGUGCACGAUGUGUCAAGUGCAAGCAAAUGUUUGCAGAAGGAGAAGAGAUGUAUCUUCAAGGGGCUUCCAUUUGGCAUCCAGCCUGUAGACAGGCAGCCAGAGCUGAAGAAAAGACCAAGUUGCAGGAAACUAGAACAUCAUCUGAGAGCAUAAUUUCAGUACCUGCUUCAAGUACUUCAGGGUCCCCAAGUCGAGUGAUUUAUGCAAAACUUGGAGAAGAAAUCCUUGAUUACAGAGAUCUAGCUGCUCUUCCUAAGAAUAAGGCCAUCUAUAACAUAGACCGUCCAGAUAUGAUCUCCUAUUCUCCAUAUAUCAGCUAUUUGACAGAUGACAGGCACAGUUAUGGGGAGAGUGACCAAGAUGACCGGUCUUUCAAACAGUACAGGAUAUCAAGCCCUAGUUCUACUGGCUCACUUGGGUAUGGUCGCCAUUCACCUCAGAAUUACAGCAGACCAGCUGGUACUCAGAAUCUUGGUACCAGUAGCUGCAUCUCCCUGCCCCAACACACAAGCCUUACAUCUACAUUCAGACAUCAUUACAUCCCUUUCUUCAAAGGCAGUGAAAGUGGUCGGAGCACUCCAAGUUUGUCCAUGUGUUCAGACAGCAAAUCUUCACCAUCUCUCUAUCAACAAGCACCUAGACAUUUUCAUGUUCCAGACCCUGGAAUAAAAGAUAACAUCUAUAGGAAACCCCCUAUCUACAAACAGCAUGCAUCGAGAAAAUCAGAUGAUGACAGCAGGAGUUGUGAUCAAGAUAGCAGAAAGCUUAAAUCCAGUUGGCUAACUUUGAAAGGGGAGAUGGAUGCUAGAACUAACUCUCCUGAUCUGGAUACUCAGUCGCUGCCACAAAGUCCUGGAACUGAUAGAGAGCUUCAGCGUUUGCACAACAAUGCAGACAGUGCCUACUUACGAUUUCCAUAUUCCAAAUCUGCUUCUCUUCCUGACUAUGGAAAGAAUGGAUUACACCAUGCUGCAAAUAUGGCCCAAUAUGGCACUGACCAGGAUGCUACUUGGGGAACAAGAGAAUACAAGAUCUAUCCAUAUGAAACACUUAUUGUAACAAACAGAGUUCGGGUGAAACUACCAAAGGAUGUGGAUAGAACCAGGUUGGAGCGGCACUUGUGCCCUGAACAGUUCCAGGAAGUCUUCAAAAUGAGCAUUGAACAAUUUGAGCGACUCGCACUUUGGAAACGAAAUGAGCUAAAGAAAAAGGCUCUGCUUUUCUAGCCUCCUGUAGACUAACUGCAAUGUGCUUAAUGAAAAGAAACUACUCUUGUCACAACUUGUCAUCUGCACCUGCUGUUGAUCCUUUGUCCAGCUUCAUUGUGUUAGGGGCACUGAGAAAAAAAGUGGGGAGAGAGAAAACAUGGCAUUUGCAUGACCCAGAGGAAUAUCUCAGUAGCUACUGGGUCUUUAAAAGAAUGUAACAAGCCUUGCUUUAAAUUAAUGAUUGCUUUAGCUAUUGCUUAUUGCAAAAAAGUAAUUUUAAAUAAGAAGGAACUGUAUAGUUUUGACAACAGUUCAGCUACCAUUUUGUUUCUACAUUUUGCACUAGUGAGCAAAACCUCAAUCAAAACAGAAUGAUGAAAAAAAUCUUCCCCAAGAGGAAAGUAUGCUACUUUGAAGCAAAUGUGAUAAAGGCCAAAGAGAAGCAUGUCAGAAAGUUACUCUUGCCAAUGUUUGUGUGUGAGACAUCUUUUAGGAAUAAAAGCAAACAUAAUAAAGCACUUUAAGUCUCAUUCUCUCACUAAAAUACAAGCUACUGUUUCAAAUGUAAAGUAGCAAAUGAAAAAUAUCUAUCAAACCUUUAUUUUAGUAAGAAUAGAUUGUAAUGUAAAUGUGUUCAGACUACUAUACAGGCAGUUCAACACCCAUUUUAGAUUCAGUACUUGAUUUUAAGUGCUCGAACUAUUUAGUGGGACAAAUUUCCCCUAAAUCUAAGUACUUUGGGUUAAACUCAGCUGGAGAUCAUGUAGAAAUUCAACCUUCACAUCACCAAAAAUAAGCAAAUUCUGUGGGAAAUAUCAUAAGGCUGUGCAAUUCUGAUUGUGUAUUUCUAUUUUUUUUCCUCAUUUCACUCUGGUACAAAGAAUGUGUAAUAGCAAUUCUAUGCACACUGUGAUGUCCACAUUA